CCUCCAGCUUUCUUCCAAUAUAUUAUAUGGGGGGCACAGCAUUCUUCUGGAUCAUUUAUGCAAUCCAAGCUGAUAAUUGUCAUGAAAGAUUACGGAUUGGUUGCCGUAAUGUCGUAGGAAGACGCGUCUGCUAUUUUGAUGAGCAACGAAUAUGUUUUAAAUCAUUUAAUAACGAAUGUGAAAUGCAACUGUUUGCCUGUCAUUAUAGGAAGACUCUAGCACGUUACGACAACAAAUUCUGCGAACUAUUGCAAUUUAUGUGCAAUGAGGAUUUGAAUCGUUAUAAAUGGCCGCCCGAUUAUUUUGAACAACAAAUUGCUACCAUAUAUAAAAAAAGAGACCGAAAUCCCUACAACAACGGCUUAUAUAUCAACAAUUUUCAAGCGAACUAGGCAAACGGUAAUUAAAUGCUUUAGUGCUUGCUUUGCUUGCUUUACACUUGUAAU
Messenger RNA from Glossina fuscipes, 446 nucleotides. RefSeq lists its product as uncharacterized. The transcript has 3 exons. The record is from RefSeq and is a predicted model, not a curated record. Lineage: Eukaryota; Metazoa; Arthropoda; Insecta; Diptera; Glossinidae. The coding region runs from base 27 to 392 and encodes 121 amino acids.